CCAGCAAUUACAUCAUUCUACGUUUUUAUGAGAAAAUAAUAGAAAUAAAAAACAGGAAUUUAGCAUGUCAGCUUCUUGGCAGUAAACUAGAAAUCGCAAAUACACUAUAUAGAUCAGUUUUAAAGUAUAUUGUUAUUUGAUUUUUUGUUUGCUAGGACAAUUCUUUAUAUCUCAUACAACUUUAUUCACUUACAUUGUUGCGAAGAUUACUGAUACUAUUCUUUACGUAAAUCUGCAGUUCCUUAUUGUGUCAUUCUCUCGGUCAGUCUUAUCAUAUUAUUUUUUUAAUCGAUUUAUGCCACAUUCAUAAAUGGUGAUUCAAUAGAUCUAAAAUUUGUAACAAAAGUCACUUUCUGUGGAGGUUGAAAUGUAAUAUUAAUCACUAAAUUACAAAUGAUGUGGAAAAUUUACAAUUUAAGGAACGGUGGACAACUUUCAGUUCAGUCUGUUUAUCAAAUCAACUGUUAAUCUAAUAAAGCCAAACGUAGGAAUGUAAACAGUUAAUUGUAUUCAUUAUUUUUUGUAAGUAACUUAUAUGCACGGCAGUUAUUUUUACAAGUGGAAAAGUUAAAAAUGGCAACUUUCAUGUCAGUCCAUAACCCUUGACCUCUACAAGCAUGACGAUCCUAAAGUUUUUACAUGAUAUCAUUAACAAAACUCACAAGAGCAGUGUAUGUGUAUGCAUCACUUAGUCGCUUACGAUUUCGAUUGUUAUAAGUACGGGAGGAUCUGUUUAAAUUAUAGGUUAGCUUCAAACUAGAAAAAAAACAGCUUCGCAAUGUUUCACAUAUAUUAGGGCACAAAAAUGAUCUAAGAGAAAAAAUAAAGUCCCAGAGACAUGGAAGAAAAUACCAAUUCAUUUGCACUGUUGUGAAAGGCUACAAAUUCAUUUUGUUCUAUUAAACUGUUCAUUGAUUUUUUUUACUUUAGAAGCAUCUCACAGUACAUAUGAGAUUAAAAAUCCUGUAAUUUCGAAAUACUCCAGUGUCAUAUUAGAUGAGGGAUACGGAUAACGUAUUGAUAAUUAUUGUAAUGUUAGACGUUAUUGUACUACAGAUUGAGGGAAGUUAUGUUUAUGUUUUGUUGUUUUCACCCAAUUUAGAACAAAUUAAAACAACAUUGCUCAUCAGGUAACACUCAAGAUAGCAUUAAUUAUGCUUAAAUCGUCAGAAAAUUUCUUCAAUACUAAUAAAAAUCAAAUGGUGCCAGUUGAGUGGCUUUAAGUUGCAUCAUUUGGUGGCUGAUUCAGUAGUGUUAAUAUUAAUUAUUUCUUUAUGGAACUGAUUUCCUUUGUCAUCGGUUCUGUAGAAUAGUAGAUCAAUAAGGAAUACCAAGUGCUAUGCCUUUUGAUUUUCAUUAUUUUUAAUUUUCUAUUGAUGCUUUCUGAAGUCUAGACACUUGUUUUCUCCACUUAAAACUCGCUCAUACUGUAAACAAAGUUGAUUAGUUCAGAAUAGGUGACAGAAACCUGUUUUGUUUUUUAAAUAUUUAGUAUUUAAAAUAAUUAUCUAGUUUCUUCUUAACUUCAAGGAUUUACUGUCUUAUUAAAAACUUAUACAUUGUACUGUAUUAGUAAACUAAUCAGAAUUCUAGCUGUCGUACUUCAGCACCGAACUUUCAGUAAAAUUAUCAGACAUACCACAUCAGAUUUCUAUUACAAAAAGAAUUUUAUUUAACAUUUAACAUAGAUACUAACUUUAAGUCUUUGAUUUCGUUUCCAUGAUUUUCAUGAUACAUGCUUCAAUGUAACUAUGGAUUCGUUAUUAUUUUUUGAGAGCAGCUUUAAUACAAACAGAAUUUCACUCAACAUUCAAGUUUUAAGGAAUUCGUUACGAAAUGAUUGUGACUAAUUAUUAAGUGCGACAACGCAUAUCAAGUAAAUUCAUUCAUUGUAUUUACGUAGUAAAAAGCCUUGGAGUCGAAAAUUGACUAGAAUUAAUGAUCAAGAAGUGAAUACAGUGCCAGUUUGGUUGGUAUUAACUAACUUAUCAAUUUUGUGCUCCUUUGUUUGUUCUAAUUGAUUUUGUUUUAAUUGAAUAAAUAAUCAGUUCUGACUGUUGAAAUAUAUCUCCUGCUUUUACAACCUGUUUGUACCAAAAUAUUAUGCUGUAGAUGGCUAGCAAAGAGGAAUAAACCGUUAUAAUCUACAACAUAAAAAUUUUCAUGAAUGGUCUGUUGGGUUUUUAAAGAGUUUAAGAUGUUUCUGUAAAGGAAUCUUAGGUCAUUAACUGAGGUUGGUCAAAACAUGUUCGGAAAUCGAUUAUAAUUAGAUAGAAAGUUUGUUCUGUUACAAUAAUCAACCAUAGAACACUCUUGAAACUAUGCUGUUGUCAUCAAGAGCUAAUAAGGUAUAAAUUACAACUAAACAGCCUGAUUUUAUAUAAUCAUUUAAAGUAGUUAUUCUAACUGGAAUCCAUAAGAUCGUUUCUAAUCAAAGCGCAGCAAAACUUACCUAAUACUGAAGAUUACCUAACACUAUAAAAUGUAUCAUCAGUUUUAGAAUACUCUAAUAAGGAAGUGAUUAUUUAUAGUAUUAAGUACUACUUACAUUUGCUCCUGGAUAUUUAGAGUUGAUCGACAUGAUGAUAUGGACUGACUGGGACUCAUCAGUUUGUGUUUAUUUUUAUCUGUCAAAAGACUUUAUUUUUAUUGCAACCAUGGUCAUUAACAUUAAACUAGUGAAACUUAGCUUGGUAUUGCUCUGAAUUCUCUACGUUGGUAUUUACAUGAUAUAGACGCAGGUUUAUAAAUUAGAUUUCUUUGAUCACAUGUAAGUGUGGGGGGCUUUUGUGUAACUCAGUAGACUAUAAAUCAAAAAUUAAGUUUAGCGUAAUGUGAUAUACUAGAGCAGUUAAAAGUUAGUGACCAAAUUAUUAUAGAUAUUUGGGUUAUAAAAUUUUAAAAAAAAUCAUGUUAGUAACUUUAGCGGAUUCCUUAAAAGUUGAUUGUUUCUAACUACUUUGAUGCCCCAUCUCAAUGAAAAAAACAACCGUAAGAGUCGAGUAAUUUUAAUCAUUCUUUUUCAAGAUACUUAUUAGCUGCUUAGGACCUAAAAAUGUGAAAUAAUUUUACGGAUUGAAAUUUAUUUGGCUAACAAUAUGUCACAAGAGCUAAUCGCACAAAUAUUUUGCAUCUAAAACCAAUAGAAGUGAAUAUCUGGAGUAACAUACGUUGCAGAUAAAACCAUCUACUAACGGGCGAUCAAAUGAAUACUCAAAAAUAUAUUACAAAGUUUGACGAACUCAUUUAGAAAUAUCAGUUUUCUAAAAACGAUGAACUUUUUACAGGAUUUAUUAAAGUAGGAUUACAGUUUAACAGCUUUUAACAGGCUUGAAAACGGAGGGGAUCGGAAAUCAGGCAAAUAUUAUAAGAUGUUUUGAAUCAUCUGGGAAAGACCAGGAAAUAAUUCUCAAGCUAUACUUUCAGACAGCUCAGUUCUGAAUAAGAUAUACUUUAACCCACAAACGAAGUGUAACUAUAAGUUUGAAACUAUCGACUUACAUAUAUUUUUGCAAAACUACUAAACUUAUUUAAAUAUAGUACAUGAAUAAGUUACAGAUUGAUAAUAUUCACUCAUUGACUGCUUACGUUUUCGUUAUGAAAUCUAUUAUCUACAACCUGAUGUAUUCAAUCCAUUGCAGUGUUGUGUGAAUAAAUAAAUUUAGGGUUCCACAAAGAUCAUUAUAAUUUUAAUUAUUCAUAUGGUGCUAUUUAGUGUUUAACGAACACAUGGAAUGACUAGUAGUUUCGAGCUUACAUAUAACUAGCUUCUUGUCUUCAUUAGUCGUACAUUAAUUGAAAUUUAUACACAUCUUUGUAAACGCAGUGUUAUUUCAAAAGUGUGGCUCAUAUCUGCUUUCAUGAAGAGUGGAGUCUUAUUCGCAAAGAACUAAUUAGCUGUUCUAUUCUACGGCAGAGCUCUUCGAGCAAUAUAUCAUUUAUUCGAAAUACAGCUUUCAAGAUCUAAAAAAAUCAUACUGUCGUCAAGCCAUUGUUAAAAAAUACAACAGUUGAUAUCUUUAUCUAUCAAAGUAGGUAUGCAAUUAUUGUUUAUCAAUACUUAAACUAAUUUAAUAAAUUACAUAGUAAUAUUUGUUAACCAUAUAUAUGUAUGUAUAUGGUUGGAUUUGAUAGAUAUGGAAUCAUCAUGGAUCCAUUCUCAUGGAUUCGAUUUCUUUUACAAGCUCAACAGAAAUGUGCGGUAAUUGGAUUAUUCGGUUGUAAGUUCGUCAUCGUUUUCUGAUCAUUUUUAGUCGUACAUAAUGCUUUUACUUGUCUUCCUUAAAAUCCUAAAAUAUUUUAUGAUCUCCUGUCAAUCCAGCUUCAUGAGUGACCUUUAGGGAAACUAUUAUUCAUCUAUUCGUAAAGGUCUUUGUUGGAAAUUAUUCGUAAGCUUAAUAAUGUGGUUAUAAAUUCACAUUUAUUGAUACUUCGGACUAAAAUCACUACUUAUACAGUAACCUUUACUUUUAAUAAACUUCGUUUGGUUAAUGGAAAAUACUUUUCGUAGAUGCUUUUAGUUGUAACACACUUGUUAUGUAAGUGUAGAUUUUUCAUUAACAUAAAAUAAAGUCAGUUUUGUUUGAUAAUCAUUGAUUGCAAGGGCUGAUUAGUUGAACUAUUUAGUCAAGUUUUGCUUGAACACUUCAGAUCUGCUUAUCAAACAUCAUCAAUAUUCGCCAGAAAAACAUCCCAUUUCAAUCAAGGAACUUUGACAUGAGUUGUGUAUCAUUCGCAGUCGGUCUAUAAUAAACAAAUUUGCCUUUCGUGUAAAAUUAAUGUUAAUCCAGAGCUAAGCAGUGGUUAGAUUUCUCAGCCUCAUUUGUUGCAAACUAACUGACAACAUGUGCUUUCUUCAACUUGUCCAAUAAUUGAUUGGGCCUUACUAAUCCGUUGAUAUUACUACUCAUCUUUGUACAACAUGAAUGUGAUCACCACUUGUGAGAGGACACAAGAACCCAAAACACUUUUGAGUACUUAUGAAGAUGGGAUGUCAGAUGUGAUGUAAAUUGCCAUAAUUAUUGGUCCAUUACUAAGUUAAAGGAAUGUUCUCAAGUGGUGCUCAGGCCAAUCUUAUACCAAAGUUGCAUGUUGACUCCAUCUUUAAGCACCCCCUACUAGUCAGUCAAUCACUAAAUGUUAUUUUAAAUUACAAGCUUACAUAUUUUUUAAACGAUGUCAAAAUGUUUUUGUUUCACAAAUUUCCACCUAGGUACUAAUGUAUUUAUUAUAUUCGCUUGGUUAGUUGAACGUGCAAUUGUUCGUGGUUUAGUUGGUGGUAAAUUUGCAAUAGCGCUUAUUGGUUGGAAUUUAUUUUGCCUGCUCGCCUUCCCGAUCAUCAUGAUAUUAUCAAUGGAUUUUAGUCCUCUGUUCAGCGCUCCUGUUCUUGGGGUGUACACUAUUGUUUUUCUGAAACUAUUUUCGUAUGCUGCUGUUAAUCGAUGGUGUCGUGAAUCAAAUGAAGACGUGGAUAGAAAUGCAGAUGUGCUUUUGGAUGUAUUGGGAAAAUCGACACCGAGAUCAGCUCUUACUCAUAAUACCCAUAUCAGCAAACCUGAGAAGUUGAAUCCAAAACCUAUCAACAAUAAUGUUAAUUCUCAUCAAUUCGAUCAUUAUUCUGAAACUAUUAAUAAAUAUAAUUCAGUCAAUGAAUCUCCAGAAGAAAAUCAUGUAAUCAAGCGAAAAUGUUCUUCAGUGUUAGAGGAUCCAGAUAUGAACUUUCAAGAAAAUGGAGUGAAUACUAAAGUAGAGAGCAAAACCGAUGACUUGACAUUAAAAAAAGAAAACAUCUCUGAAGUCACAGAACAAGCUACUAGAAAUAGAAAAAACAAAGUUCCAUAUUUUUCUCGUAAUUGGAUGACCUCAGUAAAUAAUACAAAAUCGAUAAAGCAUCUUAGCCAAUUACAUAAGAAACAUAAAAGUCAACUUAAAAAAUCUCAACAUUCACGACUUAGUGUAUGUGAAAGCAAGGAUUAUAAUAGUAUUAGCUCAGACCCAGUUGAGUUAGAAGUAAAUGUCUUGGUAAAUGAUGAAUCUUGCAUGAAAUUCAGUCGUAAUUUAUACGUUACUUAUCCAAACAACUUAACACUAUGGGAUAUAUACUAUUUCAUACUUUCACCAACAUUGUGCUAUGAAUUAAACUUCCCACGUACAAUGACAAUAAGGAAACAGUUUCUGUUCAAACGCGUUUUCGAAUUGAUAUUCAUCCCCCAACUUAUACUCUGCUUGAUUCAACAAUGGAUCCUACCUAUACUGUCAAACAGUUACAUUCCAUUCACAGAAUCAAGAUUUAGCUUGAUUGUUGAACGUUGUUUGAAAUUGGCUAUACCAAAUCAUCUCAUAUGGUUACUGUUUUUCUACCUUGUAUUUCAUUCCCUAUUAAAUGUAAUUGGAGAGAUUUUAUACUUUGGUGAUCGAUUCUUUUACAGCGAUUGGUGGAAUGCGGAAUCUGUGCCAGCGUUUUGGUCAAAAUGGAAUAUUCCUGUCCAUCGUUUUGCUAGGCGGCAUAUAUACAUACCACUUUUACAGUCAGGCUUCAGCCGCUUCCAAGCUGGUUUAGUUGUUUUCAUGAUUAGUGCAUUUUUUCAUGAAAUACUUGUUUCGGUCCCAUUGAAAAUGCUAAGAUUCUGGGCCUUCUUUGGUAUGCUAAGUCAAGUACCAUAUGCCUACAUAGUUUCACUCUUAUUCCCAAAUGGUGGUCAAGGUGGUAACUUAGCCGUAUGGCUUACGUUAAUAAUUGGUCAACCAUUAGCUAUUCUCGCUUAUUUCCAUGACUAUUUCAUAACACAUUAUAAUGUUGGUGGAAUAUAAACAACUACAAUCAAUAAAUCAGUAAACGAGAUUUUUUGUUAUUUGGUUUUUUGUGAUAUUCUUUCCUUACUCGUUGUACAGUGAAGACUUAUCCGUUUAAUUAGAUAUUUACACUCGACUAUAUCAAUGUUGUUUUUCUGACUAGUAAUUAAUGGGGUGCUCAUUUUUAAUGUUGAAUAGUUUUUCGAUUGAUAACUGUUAAAUUCAUAAAAGUGAUUGUCUGGUUAUUCAUUAUCCCAUAUAUGCCAUUCAAUUUUCUUGCCUAACUUUCCUUUUUCUUGCUUGUCGUUUAUCCUAGUUCUGGCUAUUUUUUUAUUCUGGUGUACAAAUACUAUUAAAGCAACGAAAAACUCUUGUCAUUAAUCUAAUUUUUUGCCUCUUUUUUCAUCACUGUAAUUUAUUUUCCCUUUCAAUUGAAUUCCUACUUUUGAUGUCAUUACAACCACACUGUUGGUACAAUGUGUUUAACUGAUUCAGUAUCUGUGUUAGUGUUAACUAUUUAUAAAUAUUAUUCUUAACACAUAAAAGUUUAUGAACAAAAGUUCAUAUUUCUAGGUUGGAUUUAUGGCAUCAGUGCUUUCAGAUACGAAAAAUAGAGAAGUAAAAGCGUUUUUCAUUCCAUUUGGAACUAUUUGAAAUGUUUGUAAGAACUUUCGUCUAAUUCGAACUGACAGUUUCAGAGUAAUUGGGUCACUAGUCAAUGUAAGACAUUAAAAAGGAAAUUAUAUUUGUAAAAAUUGUCAUCGAUUCAAGUUAAAAUAAAUCCAAUGUUCCGCUCAACAUUAGUGUUCAAACUUUUCCAAGAGGAAUAAUCAAACUUCAAAAUUAUCGAAUAUUAGUUUCUUGAAUUAAAUGUGUACUAAACAAAUCCUCCAAUGAUGUUAACAACUUUGAAUGGGGAAUUUGUUGUAGUGCUGGUGUGAGUCAUUUAGUGUAUGGAGAGAAACCGUGAUAAGAUAAGAAGUGUACUUGUAUGUAGACAUGAUGGGAAAAAAGUAAUUGGUUAUAAAUGGCCUCAGGGUGUGAAGUCAUUUAUCUAACUUUUAUUCUUGGAUAAAAGUGCGAUAUCAGAGAUUUUCGAACAUUUUCUGUCCUUUGAUGUA
Schistosoma rodhaini is the source of this 7913-nucleotide messenger RNA. The record is from the annotation of a GenBank genome assembly. Lineage: Eukaryota; Metazoa; Platyhelminthes; Trematoda; Strigeidida; Schistosomatidae.